This is a messenger RNA of Meloidogyne enterolobii, 450 nucleotides long. The record is from the annotation of a GenBank genome assembly. Lineage: Eukaryota; Metazoa; Nematoda; Chromadorea; Rhabditida; Meloidogynidae.
AUGCAGUUCGGUUUGUCCGAGACACAACGAAAUGAACAGCCAAAUCGCGUGAUUGAAAACUCUUCAUAUGCAAAUCGUCAGAACAGAAACGUUGAACAUCCUCGUAUUCAGUUGUUUAAACAUACGAGUGAAUCUUUACAUGAAUCGGAGGAAGCCGUUUCUCCUUUUCAAAAAUAUUUUGAGCCUAUUGACAGUGAUUUAAAACAAAGUGACAGAGCUCCUGCUGCUUCUCACAGCAAAAGAGGCAAAAAAGUAGAUGAUCGACAAAUUCGGGAAUACUUAAAUCGCAAAAAACCUACUGGGAAGCCGAAGCAAAAGGGAUCAAAAGCUUCAAAUUCGACUUCUAGCACCCAUUCGGAAACUACCACUUCAACAUCUCGACAAGCUCCUCCUUUUCAACAACUUCCUGCCCCGCCUCCCACUUUCAAUAUUUGGGCAAAUCUCUUUUAA